UCCCUUCUCUCCGCACUGGCUUCUUGUGCAAAAAAUGUUUUGCUUUUUUUGAAAAAACCACUGUAGUUUUCUAUGAGGACCCUAAACAAUUUGUUUUUUUUGGCGUUUUUUGCGUGGUUUGUCGGUUCUGGUCACACAACCGAUUGACGUCGGCAUUACGCACCCAUCCGCCGCCGUCUGCACGCACGUCUGUCCGCCCUCUCCUUCGCUUCCGAACCCUCGACUCUAUCUAUCAUGAAGAGUGACUUCUUGGGCGCGACCAUUGCCAUCUCCGCCGCCAUCGGCUCCAACCUCGGCGUCAACGUGCAGAAACGGUCGCAUGAUCAGGAAGAUGCCAAAGCCAAGCACCUGCAGCGCCCGUACACCAAGCGCCCAUACUGGUGGCUCGGGAUGUUUCUCGUCGUGUUUGGUUCCCUUGGGGAUCUGUUCGCGCUCGGGUUUGCUCCGCAGACCCUCGUCGCUUCGCUGGGCGGCGGGUCCACGAUCGUCGCCAACGUGCUGUUCGCGCACUAUUGGUUGAAGCAACCGCUGUACUUUACGGACGUGGUGGGCGUCGUGCUCGUAUCCACGGGAGUUGUCGUCCUCGCGCUGUCCUCGUCGGAAGAAGGGCACUACGAAGUUGCCCAACUGUUUGAGAUGAUGCGUGCGCCUGCGUUCAUCGUGUAUACGAUCUGCACGUCGAUCUUUGUGUCGUUCUUGGUCCUCCGCGUGCGCCGCAGCACGUCUCCUGCCCUUCGCGUGGUCGACGUCACGGAAGAAGUGCGGAAGAAGGAACUCGCGGACCUCGAGAAGAGUGUGCAGGAUGCUGAGACGUCGUCCACUACCUCUGCCACCUCCACCCUUCGUCCGUCGAGCAGCACUUCGAGCACCGAACACCACAUGUCUCCGUUUCCCUCUCCCGUCGUCGACGUGGUCGAAGACAAGUGCUUGAUUGACGACGACAGCACCACGCCUUCGUCGAACGGUGGCAAAAUCCUCGUGUCCCAGAAGCAUUCCCUCGUCAUCGACAAGCAUCUGCCGCUGUAUUGGGCCGCGAUUUCCGGCACAUUGGGCGCCCAGUCGGUCCUCCUUGCCAAAUGUGUCAUGGAACUGAUCAACAUGAGUUUUAUCGGCGAAAACCAGUUCAUCUAUCCUGGAACGUGGAUUUUGCUGGCUGGUAUGGUGGCAUGCUUGUUGAGUCAGACCCAUGCCCUGAACAAGGCGACGAUGUGCGGCGACACGAUGUCUGCGUACCCCGUCUUUCAAGCGUUUUGGAUUGGCAUGAGCAACAUCAGCGGUAUUGUGUUCUUUCAGCAAGCGCACAACUUCAACGCAACACAAUGGAUCAUGUUUCCCACUGCGCUGGUGCUGGUCAUGGUGGGGAUUUUGUUGAUUGCCAAGCAUGAAAAGAUGGGCAACCCCGUCAAGUACUCUGUCGCGAUGCCGCUGCAGCUGAGCAGUCCUCGCCAGCAUGAUAUUGUCGCGCAGUCGUUCUUGUUCAAGGAGAUGACCCCCCAGCAAGAUCACGGCCUCGUGGAGAUUCCGCUCGUGGACGACGCCAUCCCCACGACCGCCGCCGCUGUGUAGAACCCACGUUGCUGAGUCAUCGCCAUAUUUAUGACCCGGUAAUAACAUGGAUGUGUUUGUUUCCUCACCAGUGGAUUCAAAGACCAACAUUCACGAAAAUACGAA
Messenger RNA from Aphanomyces astaci, 1671 nucleotides. RefSeq lists its product as hypothetical. Gene Ontology annotation, cellular component: membrane. Gene Ontology annotation, biological process: magnesium ion transport. Gene Ontology annotation, molecular function: magnesium ion transmembrane transporter activity. The transcript has 2 exons. NCBI's taxonomy places the organism in Eukaryota, Oomycota, Saprolegniomycetes, Saprolegniales, Verrucalvaceae. The record is from RefSeq and is a predicted model, not a curated record. The coding region runs from base 235 to 1566 and encodes 443 amino acids.